Molecule: messenger RNA, 192 nt
Organism: Medioppia subpectinata
Lineage: Eukaryota; Metazoa; Arthropoda; Arachnida; Sarcoptiformes; Oppiidae
Source: the annotation of a GenBank genome assembly
AUCGGUCAGAACCAGAAGGAGAACCUCCGGAAGCUCUACAAAGACAAGAAGCAUAAGCCCAUUGAUCUGCGACCGAAGCUGACCCGCGCUAUCCGUCGGCGACUCACACGACACGAGUCGUCGCUGAAGACUAGGAAACAGUUGAGACGCGAAAGGAUUUGGCCGCAGAGGAAGUUUGCGCUCAAACACUGA